AAGAUUUUUUUUAGACGUAUGGAAUUAGCUAAGCAUUUUAUUCGAACAAAUAUAGAACCGGAAUGGAUGGUUUUAUGUCUCUUACCGGUUCUGCCUCCCGAGUUAAGACCCAUCAUUCAGAUAGAAGGGGGUAAACUGAUGAGUUCAGAUAUUAAUGAACUCUAUAGAAGAGUUAUCUAUCGGAACAAUACUCUUACUGAUCUAUUAACAACAAGUAGAUCUACACCAGGGGAAUUAGUAAUGUGUCAGGAAAAAUUGGUACAAGAAGCCGUGGAUACACUUCUUGAUAAUGGAAUCCGUGGACAACCCAUGAGGGAUGGUCAUAAUAAGGUUUACAAGUCAUUUUCAGAUGUAAUUGAAGGAAAAGAGGGAAGAUUUCGCGAGACUCUGCUUGGCAAACGGGUCGAUUAUUCGGGGCGUUCGGUGAUUGUCGUUGGACCCUCACUUUCAUUACAUCGCUGUGGAUUGCCUCGCGAAAUAGCAAUAGAGCUCUUCCAGACAUUUGUAAUUCGUGGUCUAAUUAGACAACAUCUGGCUUCGAACAUAGGAGUUGCUAAGAGUCAAAUUCGUGAAAAAAAGCCCAUUGUCUGGGAAAUCCUUCAAGAAGUUAUGCAGGGGCAUCCCGUAUUACUGAAUAGAGCACCUACUCUACAUAGAUUAGGCAUACAGUCAUUCCAACCCAUUUUAGUGGAAGGACGCACUAUUUGUUUACAUCCAUUAGUUUGUAAGGGGUUCAAUGCAGACUUUGAUGGGGAUCAAAUGGCUGUUCAUGUGCCUUUAUCUUUAGAAGCUCAAGCAGAGGCUCGUUUACUUAUGUUUUCUCAUAUGAAUCUCUUAUCUCCAGCUAUUGGAGAUCCCAUUUCUGUACCGACUCAAGAUAUGCUGAUUGGACUCUAUGUAUUAACGAGCGGCACUCGUCGAGGUAUUUGUGCAAACAGAUAUAAUCCAUGUAAUCGAAAAAACUAUCAAAAUGAAAGAAUUUACGAAACAAACUAUAAGUAUAUGAAAGAACCUUUUUUUUUGCAAUUCCUAUGAUGCAAUUGGAGCUUAUCGGCAGAAAAGAAUCAAUUUAGAUAGUCCUUUGUGGCUUCGGUGGCAAUUAGAUCAACGCGUUAUUGCUUCAAAAGAGGUUCCUAUCGAAGUUCACUAUGAAUCUUUUGGUAACUAUCAUGAGAUUUAU
Messenger RNA from Raphanus sativus (radish), 1180 nucleotides. RefSeq names its product DNA-directed RNA polymerase subunit beta'. The record is from RefSeq and is a predicted model, not a curated record. The transcript has a single exon. NCBI's taxonomy places the organism in Eukaryota, Viridiplantae, Streptophyta, Magnoliopsida, Brassicales, Brassicaceae. Gene Ontology annotation, biological process: DNA-templated transcription. The coding region runs from base 19 to 1035 and encodes 338 amino acids. Gene Ontology annotation, molecular function: DNA binding; DNA-directed RNA polymerase activity.